GCCACUGGGUGCUGCAGAGGGGACGCUGCCUCCCUGGAGGACGCACUCCCGGCGGAAGAGCGGCCGUCAGGUGGGAAUGAGAUCCAGAAACCAAGGUAGUGAGAGUUCAUCCAACGGGCAUAUCUCCUGCCCCAAGUCCUCAGUCAGCAGCAAUGCUGAUGAUAAAAGUCUUUCAGAAAAUGCUAAAAAGAAGAAUAAAUCAAACAGAAAGGAGGAGGAUGUCCUGGCCUCAGGAACUGUCAAACGACACCUGAAACCAUCUGGAGAAAGUGAACGCAAGAAUAAGAAGUCUCUGGAAUUAUCUAAAGAAGACCUCAUCCAGCUCCUCAGUAUAAUGGAGGGGGAAUUGCAGGCCAGAGAAGAUGUGAUCCACAUGCUGAAGACGGAGAAAACCAAGCCAGAGGUUCUGGAGGCUCAUUACGGGUCUGCGGAGCCGGAGAAAGUGCUUCGGGUGCUGCACAGGGACGCCAUUCUUGCCCAGGAGAAGUCCAUCGGAGAAGAUGUCUAUGAGAAACCCAUCUCCGAGCUGGACAGACUGGAGGAAAAACAGAAAGAAACCUACCGGCGCAUGUUAGAGCAGCUGCUGCUGGCUGAGAAGUGUCACAGGCGCACUGUGUAUGAGUUAGAGAACGAGAAGCACAAGCACACAGACUACAUGAACAAGAGCGACGACUUCACCAACCUGCUGGAGCAGGAGCGGGAGAGGUUGAAAAAGCUACUUGAACAAGAAAAGGCUUACCAAGCGCGAAAAGAAAAAGAAAAUGCCAAGCGGCUCAAUAAACUAAGAGAUGAGCUUGUCAAACUCAAGUCCUUCGCACUCAUGCUGGUGGAUGAAAGGCAAAUGCACAUUGAGCAGCUUGGUCUGCAGAGCCAGAAGGUGCAGGACCUCACUCAGAAACUGCGGGAGGAAGAAGAGAAGCUGAAAGCCAGUACCUCCAAAUCCAAAGAAGACAGGCAGAAAUUGCUCAAGUUAGAAGUGGAUUUUGAACACAAGGCUUCAAGGUUCUCUCAAGAGCAUGAAGAGAUGAAUGCUAAAUUGGCUCAUCAAGAGGCUCACAAUAGGCAACUUAGACUCAAGCUGGUUGGCUUGACUCAAAGAAUUGAGGAGCUAGAAGAAACCAACAAAAACCUCCAAAAGGCAGAGGAAGAACUUCAAGAACUCAGAGACAAAAUUGCCAAAGGAGAAUGUGGAAACUCGAGCCUCAUGGCAGAAGUGGAAAAUCUUCGAAAGCGAGUCCUGGAAAUGGAAGGUAAAGAUGAAGAAAUCACCAAAACGGAAUCCCAAUGUAGGGAACUGAGGAAGAAGCUGCAAGAAGAAGAGCACCACAGCAAGGAGCUCAGACUUGAAGUUGAGAAGUUACAGAAAAGAAUGGCAGAACUGGAGAAGUUGGAAGAGGCAUUUAGCAAGAGUAAAUCUGAAUGUACCCAGCUGCAUUUGAAUCUGGAGAAGGAGAAGAACUUAACCAAAGACUUGCUAAAUGAAUUGGAGGUGGUCAAGAGUCGAGUUAAAGAGCUUGAAUGUUCUGAAAGUAGAUUAGAAAAAGCUGAGUUAAGCCUAAAAGAUGAUCUUACAAAGCUGAAGUCCUUUACUGUGAUGCUGGUUGACGAAAGAAAGAAUAUGAUGGAAAAACUAAAGCAAGAAGAAAGGAGAGUAGACGGUCUCAAUAAAAACAUGAAGGUGGAGCAAGGCAAGGUUAUGAAUGUUACAGAAAAGCUCAUUGAAGAAAGCAAGAAGCUUCUAAAACUGAAAUCGGAAAUGGAGGAAAAGGUGUACGCCUUGACAAAAGAGAGAGAUGAGUUAAUAGGCAAGUUGAAAAGUGAAGAGGAAAAGUCUUCUGAAUUAAGCUGCAGUGUUGACUUAUUAAAGAAGAGACUUGAUGGUAUAGAGGAAGUGGAAAGAGAAAUAACAAGGGGAAGAUCUCGAAAAGGGUCUGAGCUCACCUGCCCAGAAGAUAACAAGAUUAAAGAACUAACCCUGGAAAUUGAGAGAUUGAAGAAGCGGCUCCAACAAUUGGAGGUGGUUGAAGGGGAUUUGAUGAAGACAGAGGAUGAAUAUGAUCAACUGGAGCAGAAAUUUAGAACUGAGCAGGAUAAAGCUAACUUUCUCUCUCAACAACUAGAGGAGAUAAAGCACCAAAUUGCCAAGAAUAAAGCAAUAGAGAAAGGCGAGGCUGUCAGCCAGGAGGCUGAGCUGAGACACAGAUUUCGGCUGGAAGAAGCUAAAAGUAGAGACUUAAAAGCCGAAGUUCAAGCUCUUAAAGAGAAGAUUCAUGAGCUAAUGAACAAAGAAGACCAGCUUUCUCAGCUCCAGGUAGAUUACUCUGUCCUUCAGCAAAGAUUCAUGGAAGAAGAAAAUAAGAACAAAAACAUGGGGCAAGAGGUUCUCAGUUUGACCAAAGAGUUGGAGCUUUCUAAACGCUAUAGCCGAGCGCUCAGGCCCAGCGUGAACGGGAGGAGAAUGGUAGAUGUUCCGGUAACGUCUACAGGUGUCCAGACUGAUGCUGUUAGCAAUGAUGCAGCAGAGGAGGAAACUCCUGCUGUGUUUAUAAGGAAAUCUUUUCAAGAGGAAAAUCACAUCAUGAGCAAUCUUCGACAGGUGGGAUUGAAAAAACCGGUGGAGCGAUCCUCUGUUCUAGAUAGGUAUCCACCAGCAGCAAAUGAGCUCACGAUGCGAAAAUCUUGGAUUCCAUGGAUGAGAAAACGAGAAAAUGGGCCCUCAAUCACUCAAGAGAAAGGGCCUCGAGCCAAUUCCAUCCCUGGGCACCCGGGAGAGCUAGUCCUUUCACCAAAGCAGGGUCAGCCCCUGCAUAUUCGGGUGACGCCCGACCAUGAGAACAGCACUGCCACUUUGGAAAUAACGAGUCCAACGUCUGAGGAGUUUUUCUCUAGCACCACUGUCAUUCCUACGUUAGGGAAUCAAAAACCACGAAUAACCAUUAUUCCAUCACCAAACGUAAUGUCUCAAAAAUCAAAAGGAGGAGAUACUGCUCUUGGCACUGAACGAGCCAUGUCCCCAGUCACAAUUACAACGUUUUCCAGGGAAAAACCCCUAGCCCCAGAAGGAGGAAGAGGUACCUUUGUGGACAGGCCUACAUCCCCCAUUCAGAUAAUGACAGUAUCGACAUCGGCAGCACCAACUGAGAUCGGAGUCUCUCCUGAAUCCCAGGAAAUGCCUUUGGGGAGGACUGUCCUCAAAGUCACUCCAGAAAAACAAACUGUACCAACGCCAGUAAGAAAAUACAACUCCAAUGCUAAUAUCAUAACCACGGAAGACAACAAAAUUCACAUUCACUUAGGGUCUCAGUUUAAACGAUCCCCUGGGCCUUCAGCCGAAGGAACAAGUCCAGUUAUUACUGUCCGACCAGUCAACAUGACCGCUGAAAAGGAAGUUUCCACUGGCACAGUCCUUCGCUCUCCCAGAAACCAUCUUUCCUCAAGACCUGGUGCAAGCAAAGUCACAAGCACCAUCACCAUUACACCAGUCACAACUUCAUCCACAAGAGGAACCCAGUCAGUGUCAGGACAAGAUGGGUCAUCCCAGCGGCCUACACCCACCCGCAUUCCCAUGUCAAAAGGCAGAAAGGCCGAGGGAAGAAAUGGGAAUAGCUCCACCUAGUGGUCAGCAAGUGCUAGAGACAAUGAAACUCAAAAAGCAUCAUUAUUCACCAGUUACAUAUGAACUCGCGAUGAAAUGGUAAUCCAAGUACAUCCUGGGUGUGUGUGCUCCCUCUGGAUCCCUAUUGAACGGAUAGUAUUGCUCCAGGCCUCCAUCAGCAUUAAGGCCUCCAUGCUACUGAUCACUACUGGAAAGAAUUCACUCCUUCCAGUGAAAUUUAUUGAGAAGGAUAUCACGUAAAAGCUUACAAUGGCUUUGUGGAUAAUAUGAAAGUAGGUGGCGAGAGUAAUUCCAUCUCUGUGCCAAAAGAAUUUUCUCUUCUUUCUGCAAAGCUUUCAGGUCCCUGGGCACAUGCUAUGUCAGCUACUUUGAUAAACAUUUUGUAAUGUGAGUUUCCUCCUAAAAUGUUUCAUUUUUAGGUCUACGGCACCUAUAUGUGUAAAAUACAUUGUUAAUUUUUCAAAAUGUUAAUUUUUUUUGCACUCAAAAGAAAUUAACUUGUUAUUUCUGAAGUACAAUAUUCUAUAGCAUUAGGGUACAUUCAAAGGGCAAAAUUUAGUAACAGGAACAUGUGGACAAUAUUUACUGUUUCUUAUAUGAUGCUAUUCUUCUGAUCAUGGUUCAAAAGAGACACAUAGUGGUCUAUUUAAGAGUUUAAUUUUAAAUCCUUGAUAAUCAAAUUAUAAAGCUGUUUAUUUUUUUCACCAAAAUCCUGAAUUGAUUUUCACAUGGAAUAAAUGUAUAAAGCAGAUGUGUUUAUCCCAUAAUAGUUGAAGACAGUUUCAGACUGAGAAUUCUGAAAUUAUAUUUCUAUAUGAUUUACUUCUAAGUACAGGUGGUAAAGGUGUAACAUCAAGAUUUUCUCACAACUCACCCAUAUGAUUUUAAAAGCUGAUCUAGAGAAUGUCAGCAUUAAAAACAAAGUGAUAUUCUAAGAUUCUAUUUUUCCCUUCUUAGUAUUGAUGUUUUUAAAAUACCCAUGAUUUUGGCAGAUUUUCAUAACUACAUAAAUGUUGGAGAAUAUAUUCUUUAAAGCUUAAACAACCACCACCAUCAAGAUGCAUCUACUCAAAUAUCAACACAAGAGUUGCUUCAAACUUAGGUUUAUGUGAAAAUGUGCAUCUGGUCUACUUGAAACCCUUUAAAGGGGCAUGCUUCCAAUAGCUCUUUAAAGAUCCCACCAAGGCAAAUUAAGAGUUACCAUCAGUUUUUGGAUGCAGAAAGCAUAUAACUUUGCUGAGAUUUAAUAAAGAAGGUUUUUGGGAAUCACAAGGGUAAAGGCCACACAAGAAAUACUUGUGUUGGUCUAUUUCUCCAGUUUAUAGGUUAUCCCUGUGCCCAUGGAGGCACAUUCACACUGAAUCUCUAAUUGAACUGGAUAGCCUUCCUGUGUAUCCUGAAAAGGUUUUUAAGUGUACUUUGUGGAAUUGGGGAAUAAUAUUUAGUAAUUAUUAUAAAUUAAACGAUGAUAUUUAAUGUUAGAUUUUGGAUUUUUAUAAGUAAAAGAAAUGCUAGAAUAGGCUUGUCCUAGCAUCAGUGAUUAUGAAAACAUCCCAUAACUUGCAAGGCUUUUGGUUAUUAAGAAUUCACUAGAGAGUGUCUGUACGACCUUUUUAUUAUUGUUACUGUGUUUUGUUUUCGAAAAAUGUUGACUGAACUCCAAUGGCAUCUGCUAUUGGAAAAGGUUUUAUUGACUAGUUCAGUUCCUCAUGUGCCAAGAUGCAUACCUCGGGUAGGACAAUAUCCUGAAAGACUACAGAUGGCUUUUUAGGCAGACAACUCUUUCUCAACUGGUGGGACAUUUAUUACGAGGUAAGAGUACAAGAUUUCAAAUACUUCUUGACUUGGACAUUGCAGCUCAUUUAUAUAUUUGAAUGUGAAGUUGUUUCCCCAAAUCUUAAUGAAAUUUGAUACUUGUGAUGGGGAGAUGCUGAGAAGGAAGUUGCAAUCAGAGUCGUUUUGACACACAGUGAGCAUUUGUUGUUGUGUAAGCUACAAUUAAGACCUCUGUCAAAAUCCAAGGGGAAUCUGAGUGAUUGAUGACUGGUGAAUUUUAAAACAAAAUAAUAGAAUAUGCACAACUAGUAGAAGUCAGAAAAACUGAGUAGCUAUCUUCAAUGAAUGAGCAAAGAAGUGAAUUAACAGUCAUAUCCCAACAUCCACAAUGAAGUUGAAGAAACUGCCUUACAUGCAAUCUUAAUUCCAUCCUUGGCUCAUGUAAUUUAUACAUCUUGCAUUGAAAUAUAUUUUCAAAUCAU
This is a messenger RNA of Echinops telfairi (small Madagascar hedgehog), 5874 nucleotides long. It is a transcript of the gene FILIP1, whose product is annotated as filamin A interacting protein 1. Lineage: Eukaryota; Metazoa; Chordata; Mammalia; Afrosoricida; Tenrecidae. The transcript is spliced from 8 exons. The record is from RefSeq and is a predicted model, not a curated record. The coding region runs from base 77 to 3616 and encodes 1179 amino acids.